Neltuma alba is the source of this 2712-nucleotide messenger RNA. Its product is annotated as conserved oligomeric Golgi complex subunit 3. The record is from RefSeq and is a predicted model, not a curated record. Gene Ontology annotation, biological process: intracellular protein transport; Golgi organization; intra-Golgi vesicle-mediated transport. Bases 88 to 2436 code for a protein of 782 amino acids. Gene Ontology annotation, cellular component: membrane; cis-Golgi network; COG complex. NCBI's taxonomy places the organism in Eukaryota, Viridiplantae, Streptophyta, Magnoliopsida, Fabales, Fabaceae. The transcript has 25 exons.
CGCGGCAUGUCAUGUUAGAAAGGGGAGCGAGAAGGGAGGAGGGGGGUGACGUCCAUAGGAAGAAGACGACGACGACCGCAGGGAGAAAUGGGAAGCCGGAAUCCACCUCAAAGCCUUCCGAGGAACGCCGCCAUUUCUAGAGGCUACAACUUCGCAUCCACUUGGGAACAGAAUGCUCCUUUGACAGAGCAGCAACAGACGGCCAUUGUAUCGCUUUCUCAUGCGGUUGCUGAGCGAGCAAUGCCAGCCAAGCUGGUUGUAGAUAGUGCAUCAGUGCAAGAGAUUGGCCUGACUGUUUCCACCAAGGAUAAAUCUCUGGAUAACUCUGGAGCUAUUGAGGAGGUUAUGGUCAAUACGAAUCAGUUUUACAAAUGGUUUACAGACCUUGAAUCAGCCAUGAAGUCAGAGACAGAAGAGAAAUAUCAACACUAUGUGAACACUUUAACAGAGCGCAUACAAACGUGUGAUGAUAUUCUCCGGCAGGUCGAUGACACCCUUGAUUUGUUCAAUGAACUCCAACUGCAGCAUCAGGCAGUUGCUACAAAGACUAAAACACUACAUGAUGCGUGUGACAGACUGCUUCAAGAGAAGCAAAGGCUGAUUGAUUUUGCAGAAGCACUUCGUAAUAAACUCAACUACUUUGAUGAACUGGAGAAUGUUGCUACCAAUUUUUAUUCGCCAAAUAUGAAUGUUGGAAAUGAAAACUUUCUUCCACUUCUUAAAAGGCUUGAUGAAUGCAUAACGUAUGUUGAAAGCAAUCCACAGUAUGCAGAAUCCAAUGUCUACUUGCUUAAAUUCCGGCAACUUCAGUCUCGAGCUUUAGGUUUGAUGCGUUCUCAUGUACUUGCUGUUCUAAAAGGCGCCUCCUCUCAGGUCCAAGGAGCUAUUCGUGAAAGUGGGGGCAACAAAGCAAAUGUCUCUGAGGGAGUAGAGGCAUCCGUGAUAUAUGUUCGUUUUAAGGCAGCAGCAAGUGAGCUGAAGCCUGUGCUAGAAGAAAUUGAAAGCAGGUCGUCAAGAAAAGAAUAUGGUCAAAUCCUUGCUGAAUGCCAUAGAUUAUAUUGUGAGCAACGUCUCUCUUUGAUAAGAGGUAUAGUGCAGCGACGUAUAUCUGAAUUUUCCAAGAAGGAGGCCUUGCCAUCAUUGACUAGAUCUGGAUGUGCGUAUCUCAUACAGGUGUGUCAACUUGAACACCAAUUGUUUGAUCAUUUUUUCCCAUCUUCUUCCAAGGAUAUUUCAAGUUUGGCUCCAUUAAUGGAUCCCUUGUCGACAUACCUGUAUGAUACGUUACGCCCCAAGCUUAUCCAUGAAACAAACAUUGAUUUUCUUUGUGAACUUGUUGAUAUACUUAAAGUUGAAGUCCUGGGAGAACAGCUUAGUAGAAGGAGCGAAUCUCUAGCUGGUCUUCAUCCAACUUUUGAGAGAAUUUUAGCAGAUGUGCAUGAGAGAUUGACUUUUCGGGCUCGAACACAUAUCCGUGAUGAGAUAGCAAAUUUCAUACCAUCUGAUGAAGACUUGGACUAUCCUGAAAAGCUGAAGCUAUCUUCUGAGAGUACAUCAGAAACCAAUUCUGCCGAUGACAACCCUGAUGUAUUUAAGACUUGGUAUCCGCCCCUAGAGAAAACUAUAUCAUGUCUUUCUAAGUUGUACCGUUGUUUGGAGUCUGCAGUUUUCACGGGUCUGGCACAGGAAGCAUUAGAAGUUUGCUCAACAUCUAUUCAGAAAGCAAGCAAAUUAGUUGCAAAGAGAUCGUCACCAAUGGAUGGACAACUUUUUCUUAUAAAGCAUCUUUUAAUUUUAAGGGAGCAGAUAGCACCUUUUGAUAUCGAAUUUUCUGUCACACACAAGGAACUUGAUUUCUCUCAUUUGCUGGAGCAUCUAAGACGGAUCCUCAGAGGUCAAGCCUCACUGUUCGACUGGUCAAGAUCAACUUCAUUGGCUAGGACUCUGUCUCCAAGAGUUUUGGAAAGUCAAAUUGACACCAAAAAGGAGCUGGAAAAAACCCUUAAAGCAACUUGUGAGGAGUUCAUUAUGUCAAUUACUAAGCAAGUCGUGGAUCCUUUGCUCUCAUUUGUUACAAAGGUGACAGCAGUUAAAGUUGCAUUAUCCUCAGGCGGUCAGAAUCAAAAGCUAGAGUCGGUUAUGUCCAAACCCCUGAAGGAGCAGGCUUUUGCUACUCCAGAUAAGGUGGCUGAACUUAUUCAGAAGGUAAGGACUGCAAUUGAGGAGCAGUUGCCAGGGGUUAUAGCAAAGAUGAAGCUUUAUCUGCAGAAUCCCUCAACAAGAACAAUUCUUUUCAAACCAAUAAAGACAAACAUUGUAGAAGCCCAUGCCCAAAUACGAUCCUUGCUGCAGUCAGAAUACACCAAUGAAGAGAUCCAGGACAUCAAUAUUAUAUCCAUACAUGAUUUGCAAACUCAGCUUGACAAUCUCCUAUGAUCUAUUUGUAGAGGCCGGUGAAUAACUUAAUGCAUGGGUUGGAUGAUCUUGAACAUUAAGACUUAUGUUUUGUAUUGUCUCUAUAUUCAUCUCCAGUUAAAAUUGUAGAAUUUUUUGCGAGUUAUAGUAGGGUUUUGGUUUUGCUGCGGAGCAUCUGUGCCAUUUUUUACAUUGGUGAGUUUUAUGUUGUACAUUUUACAUUUUAUUCCUCUCGUCAUCUUCUGGACCUUAAGAUAAUAUUGGAAUGAAGCAACCAACAUUAUACUUGCCUUAAAA